GUCUUUAUCUCUUUGUUUUUUUCCUUUUUUCUUUUUGUUUAUUAGAGACAUAGACAGAAUAUGACGACAGAUAGAAAUUAUUCUGUAGAGACAGAGAUAUAUUCAUUCCGAGACCCAUCCAGCUUUAAGACCAGUCUUCAGACAAACAAUUCCACUCAACAAGACAGUCAUGAAAAAGGCCAUUUUACAGUAAGACAUAUAUGCAUGUGUGUGUGUGUGUGUUUGUCAACUGAAUUGACUUGAUAUGUUAAAGUUUCGCUCUGUUGUUUGUGGACUUAUGAUUGGCACAUUAAUGUGUUUCUCCAACAUGUAUUUUGGACUUCAGACUGGUUGGAUAUCCAUGAUGUCGCUUCAAUCAUCUCUUCUGGGGUUUGCGAUAUUCAAGCCAUUUCAACCUAUGCUGAGACACACAUUUGGACCGAUAGAAAAUGUGGUAUUACAAACAACUGCGGUAGCCACUGCAACCAUGCCUCUGGCAGCUGGAUUUGUUGGUGUUAUUCCUGCUAUGGAACUAAUGACAAAAAGUGAUCACCCUACAGGACCAGUGAUAUUGAGUGGUCAACAAUUGAUUCUUUGGUCACUUGCAGUGGCCUUUUUCGGUGUAUUCUUUGCUAUCCCUUUAAGAAAACAAACUAUCAUUCGAGAAAAGCUUAAGUUUCCUUCAGGAACAGCCACUGCGCAAAUGAUCAGCUUACUUCAUCAAAUACCAGAUCCUACGACCCUUGUCUCCCAUUCGAAUAGUGUACGCAAAAGAAAGAGACCUGAAUAUCAACCCUUGAUCCAAAAGACACAGACACACUAUGCCACUGUACCCCAACAAAAUCAAGCUUCUUUUGAAUACAGUUGGUCACUCAAGCUACAUGGUCUCAUUGCCUCUUUUACAGCAUCUUCCAUCUACACUUUGUUGUCUUACUUUGUACCUGCCAUUAAUGUUUUACCUGUCUUUAACUGGCUUACUUUUGGCUAUGUAGAUAUGCGGGCAUGGGAAUGGUAUUUUACACCUAGCUUUAGUUAUAUUGGACAAGGUAUCAUUAUGGGAUUGCCUACAACACUCUCCAUGCUCUUAGGGUGUGUGGUUGGCUGGGGCAUAUUGUCGCCUAUGGCUUAUUAUGCUGGUUGGGCACCUGGACCCGUGGAUGACUGGAAGACAGGAUCCAAGGGCUGGAUUUUGUGGAUUUCUCUUGGUGUGAUGAUUGCUGAAUCAUGCAUUUCUCUAUUGAUUGUGCUUGUCAAAACCAUUGUUAAAGGAGUCAACCAACACAUACGCUAUCAGGAUCAUGAAUCUAAUACAACAGAGACAGAAGAAGAAGAAGAGAAAAAUGAUGCACCUCCACAUCAACAGGUCCCACACUGGGUGACAGUGGUUGGCUUAAUUGCCUCUACCCUGAGUUGUAUCUAUCUUGUGCGGUUUGUGUUUGGACCUGAUGUGUUACCAUUGAGUAUGUCUUUAUUGGCUGUCUUUGUAGCCAUGUUCCUCAGUAUUCUUGGCGUACGUGCCUUGGGUGAAACAGAUUUGAAUCCUGUGAGUGGUAUUGGUAAGAUCAGUCAAGUGCUCUUUGCCGGUGUGAUGCCAGGUGGUAUUUUAGCCAAUUUGAUUGCGGGUGGUAUUGCUGAAGCAGGUGCACAACAAGCAGGCGAUUUGAUGCAAGAUCUCAAGACAGGUCAUUUACUGAAAGCAUCGCCUAAAGCGCAAUUCUAUGGCCAAAUGAUUGGAUCCUUUGCCAGUGUCUUUAUUGCUUCAGGUGCUUAUAUGCUUUAUAGAACAGUCUAUAGUAUUCCUGGGCCUGAAUUUCCUGUACCUACAGCCCAAGUAUGGCUUGACAUGUCUCGACUUGUCAAUGGUCAUCCUCUUCCUCCCCAUGUCUCUGAAUUUGUUUAUGCCUUUGCUAUCUUAUUUACGCUGCUUGUCUUGAUCAAAGAACUCUCUCCUACCAACCAGCGCUGGACACAAUGGAUUCCUCAAGGGAUUGCGUUUGCUAUUGGCAUGUACAAUCCACCCAAUUUUACCUUGGCCCGUGUGAUAGGUGGUAUUACAGUGCAUUACUGGAACCAGUAUUGUGAUCGCUCGAUAGACAAGCAUGAACCCUCUUUAUGGAUAGAACCCUAUCGAUCCAUUGGUGGCAAAGUCUUUAUGAUUGUUGUUGCUAGUGGAUUUGUGCUAGGAGAAGGCACAUUUGCUAUAGUGAAUAUGACUAUGCGAGCCUGCAAUGUGCCUCAUUUUUAAAAAAAAAAAAAAGUGUAUAUUUUAGUAUUU
Gilbertella persicaria is the source of this 2254-nucleotide messenger RNA. Its product is annotated as OPT oligopeptide transporter protein-domain-containing protein. Gene Ontology annotation, cellular component: fungal-type vacuole membrane. The transcript has 4 exons. Lineage: Eukaryota; Fungi; Mucoromycota; Mucoromycetes; Mucorales; Choanephoraceae. Bases 245 to 2224 code for a protein of 659 amino acids. The record is from RefSeq and is a predicted model, not a curated record. Gene Ontology annotation, molecular function: oligopeptide transmembrane transporter activity.